AUGGAAUUCUUGAUUGACGACAUCUUUUUCACUCAAGGUGACAGCUCAGCACAGACCUUGGCCUACGGCGAAGCACAGCACCAUUCACCACAAUCACCAAGCUCGUCAAGCUCGCCGGCUGGGAGAGCGAAUAAUGUCGAAUCAAUCCCACAGACCAUCAACCCUCAAGAUGUUUUUGAUCUUCCCUCUUCACAACUUCAAGAUUUCCAAAUUGAUUGGGACGCCGACUUUCAACAGCCAAAAUCAGCGUCUGAUGUUGUGACCGAUCAUCUCAACCCUGACUUCUCUUUCCUCAACCAACCUCAUGACAACUGGAACAUAUCAGCACCUCUGCCAACUGCAAGUGGCUCCGUCCAGACACCAUUAACGAGCAUUGAUGAGUUUCUAAUCAAGAAUGGUGCAAGUCGCCCACCCGCGCCGUGCACAAAUUGUCGUCGAUCCCGUCUACAAUGCCUCAUCUUGCAAACAACCCUCGCCAACCCGAAUCCAGAUUCCUCCUGCUCAACUUGCGUCGCCUUAUUCAGAGAAUGUAGUCUUUCCGGUCGCAAAAAGCGGGAGCCUUCAGAUUUCGAGACGCUGGAGCCAGUGAUCGGACGUUUGCACGGUGUGAGCGAGCAUGGCAUUCUUGGCGUACCACCUACGGUCGAAGAGGGCCAGCCAUCGCAGGGUCUAUCAAUAGCAGAGCUCUCUGGAAAGAGGACAAACACGCGAUCUGUGCGAAAAACGAGGGUGUUGCGUAACUGGUACCUCUCAAAUCUGGACCAUCCGUACCCGUCAGAGGAGGAAAAGGUUGACCUCGCACAACAGUCAGGAUUGAGUCGAAGCCAAGUAGUUAAUUGGUUCGCCAACUCGAGAAGAAGACACAGGCUAGCAUCAACGUAUUCAGCAGUGCCGACCCGAGGACGCCAAGGAUCUGCACCAGCAUCACCCAUGCCGCGUUAUCUACGCAAGAAUAUGUCACCAAUGGACCGCUGGAAAAAUUCACCGCCAGAUCAGGAACCAGCUUCAGCGACAGCGAUCCAGAAUGCAUUGGCUGCUCAAUCGAGCGAUCCAAGUUCGUUGGACAGCGACAACCUGGGCGGAUCUGGGCCCGGUUCGUCUGCCAGCAACGACUCCCUUUGGCCCUCUACCCUACAUGAUGCUUCCUCCAACUCGGCAUCAUCGUGUUACUCUUUUCGUUCCAGGGAUGGUAAAUUAUAUCCGCGUUCUGGCAACAGUUCAGUAGUAGAAGGGACUUCGACAUCCAGGCCUACGUCUACAAGGUCGAGAUCUAAAAAGCUGAUUGCAUUUCAGUGCACCUUUUGCCGACAAAGCUUCAAGAAAAGAUACGAUUGGGUUCGGCAUGAGAGGUCAAUACACCUACCGGGCCUAGACUCCUGGGUUUGCACGCUGCCUGCCACCCCGGGUCAGUCGCUUCUUGUAUGGCGCAUGAAUGAAGAAGGGCCGCAAUGUCUUUUUUGUGGUUCAGACUCACCAAACGAUGAACACAUCCAAGCUCACGAAUUCGACACUUGCGCCGAAAGACCUGUUUCAGAACGCAAGUUCACGCGCAAGGACCACCUGUGGCAGCACCUGCACAAAUUCCACGGAUGUAGAAGAUGGGAGGGCUGGCAGCCGGACCUGAGUCUAUUACAAUACCGGCAAGAUACAAUCCGUAGUCAAUGCGGGUUCUGCCAAGCUACAAUGAACAGUUGGGAAGCGCGGACAGAUCACGUAGCCGCUCAUUAUCGCGAUGGUUUCACGAUGGAGCAAUGGGUCGGAGGGUCCGGGGUUCAUGUCCACGACCCGAGCGGCAUGGAUAAUGAGAGACAGUCUUGA
Fusarium pseudograminearum CS3096 is the source of this 1818-nucleotide messenger RNA. RefSeq lists its product as uncharacterized. The transcript has a single exon. NCBI's taxonomy places the organism in Eukaryota, Fungi, Ascomycota, Sordariomycetes, Hypocreales, Nectriaceae. Gene Ontology annotation, molecular function: DNA binding. Gene Ontology annotation, biological process: regulation of DNA-templated transcription. The record is from RefSeq and is a predicted model, not a curated record. The coding region runs from base 1 to 1818 and encodes 605 amino acids.